Messenger RNA from Microthlaspi erraticum, 867 nucleotides. Lineage: Eukaryota; Viridiplantae; Streptophyta; Magnoliopsida; Brassicales; Brassicaceae. The record is from the annotation of a GenBank genome assembly.
AUGGAGAACCAAACUCUCUCUUCUUCAAGCUCUUCCACACCCAAACCAGAAGAACUCAUAAGCCUUGUUGUGCCCAUGGAAGAGUCCAAGGAGAAGGCAGCGGAGAACACCAAUCUGAGUCUAGGGUCUCGUGAGGAGGUUAUGUCUGAAAGGAGGACUGAGAACCUUGGUUCCAGAUCUGGUCCUAUCCGAACGGGAAGAGAGAUCAUGAGGUAUUACCCGGCAAAAUCGAACAAGAUCUACACUUGUCACUUUUGCAAAAAGGGGUUCUCAACCUCUCAAGCCCUAGGCGGUCACCAGAACGCACACAAGCAAGAGAGGGAGUGGGACAAGAAGCGGAAGGAGAUGGAAGCAGACUUCCCCGGAUACUCCUUUUUGAAUCCCUACCUAGACAAGCCUCACCUGCUCUUAGGUGGGUAUUCACAAGAUGCUUUAUCAAAUGAUAAUCAUCUUGGGAUCACUCUUGAUCCUUUUAAACACAAGAUUAGCAACACCAUGUACCCAUCCUUCAAUAAUGGGCUCAAUAGAGGUAUCCCGGAUAACGUGACCGUGGUUCCUCGUUUGACUCCUACUCGGUUCUUCACCGGGAACACAUGUACCUAUGGUUCUUCUUCAAGGAGGCUUGGUCAGCACAUGCCUCCCUACAACAACAAUCACCCGGUGAUCCCUAGGAAUGUUCAUUCUUUUCCUCUUGCUCAAACCACCAACCUUUCUAGCAAUUUGUUCUCGCAAGUGAAAGCUUUGGGCGAGGAGAAUUUCAUCUCAAAGGUCGGAAAGAACAUCAUUGUGGAGAUUGAUGAUGAUGAUGAUCAGCCAGAAGAAGGAAAAUCUAAAACCUGGGGGAUUGAUUUAUCUCUGUCCCUUUGA